Molecule: messenger RNA, 7333 nt
Organism: Myotis davidii
Lineage: Eukaryota; Metazoa; Chordata; Mammalia; Chiroptera; Vespertilionidae
Gene: RAI1
Product: retinoic acid induced 1
Exons: 8
Coding region: 1089-6167 (1692 amino acids)
Biological process (GO): circadian regulation of gene expression; regulation of transcription by RNA polymerase II
Cellular component (GO): nucleus
Source: RefSeq, a predicted model, not a curated record
AGCCUGGAGGUGUGGUCCGCCUUGAAAUACCCGCCCCCUCCCCGCCGCUCUUCUUUGUCUCCGGCUAGUCCUCCACUGCCUCCCGACCAUGACCUGCUUCUUCAGGCAACCCUGGCCGCGCAGGCUUCCAGGCUGCUCCUGGAUCCCAAGUGUUAGCUCCAGCUGCCCCCAGGCCUUAGGCAGCUUCCCCUGCCCAGCAGGGUUCUGCAACCCGUGUCUCCAGCACCUGGGGCUGGCAAGUGCCAGGAUCCGUGUCUAAGCUGCGUCUCCGGUGCAGAGAGGGGGCGCAGGAUGAAGUCCCCGCCUCUCCGCUUUCCCUCUUCCUCCCAUCCUCCCCCACUGCUCGGCGCUUUGCCCCUGACCCCAUCGCAGCCUGUUCGAGCCUUAGUGGCUCUUCUGCGGUUAUGGGAUCCCCGAGAGCACUCGGUACACCGCCACCCCCACCUCCCCCGCCGGGCCUUAGCCCACACGCAGAACACAGCCCCAUGCAAGAUCGCCCUCACACACACCACAGCCUUUCGCGGACGCACGGCCCUGCACAAGCGCACUGCCUCCUCCAUGCACAGCCCCAACAGCCACAAUCCCACUCGCAAACAAGCCCACACAUAACACAACACCCCUCAGACACACUCGGGCCCACGCAGACACAAUUCCCCCCCCCACACAACCUCACACAGACACAGCUCUGCACAGGCGCAGUCACACCCACGCAGUCACACCCCCCCAUAAACAAUCGCAUACAAACAUGACCCACGCAGGCACCGCAUCACUCGGUUCCUCUGAGACCCAGAGACACAUUCACAGCUUGCAGCCAUUCACAGCUCGCAGCCAGACCCCUACACCCCGUGACAUUCACACGUAGGACAGACCAGCAGUAUACCGCCUCAUUGAUACACACACGGACUUCAACGCGCAGCCAAGAAGAGCUCACCCACCGGCUCGAUCUUCUCCGGCUGCCGAGUUCUGGAAGGAGCGAAGGGGAGCAGGCGUGCGCGGAGGAGGAGGCUGCCUGGGGAAGGGAGACGGCGAGACGCGCAGCGCCGGCGCUGGGAGACCCGGGAGGAGCCCGCAGAUAACCAGCCCAAGUCAUGCAGUCUUUCCGAGAAAGGUGCGGUUUCCAUGGCAAACAACAGAACUACCAGCAGACCUCACAGGAGACACCGCGCCUGGAGGACUACAGGCAGCCGAGCCAGGCCGGGCUGAGCUGUGACCGGCAGAGGCUGCUAGCCAAGGACUAUUACAGCUCGCCUUGCUGUAUCCUUAUGUCUAUAAAGAAAUCAACGCCCUCCUUCCCCACCUCCUCCACCUACUCUCCCGCCGGCCAGGGCAGCGGGCAGGGGACUCACUCAUUUAAAAGCUGCACAGUGCCGCCUGCCCAGCCCCACGAUCGGCCGCUGGCGGCCAGCACCAGCCUGGCCCCGGGGCAGGGAGCCCAGAACCUGCACGCCUAUCCGCCUGGCCGCCUCAGCUACAACCAGCAGAAGCCGCCGCCGCAGCAAGCCCUUCAGAGCCGACACCACGCUCAGGAAACCCUCCAUUACCAAAACCUUGCCAAGUACCAACACUAUGGGCAGCAAGGCCCGGGCUACUGCCAGCCAGAGGCGGCCCUCAGGACCCCGGAGCAGUACUACCAGACCUUCAGUCCCAGCUCCAGCCACUCGCCCGCACGCUCCCUGGGCCGCUCGCCCUCCUACAGCUCCACCCCGUCACCGCUGAUGCCAAACCUGGAGAACUUCCCCUACAGCCAGCAGCCGCUCGGCGCCGGGCCUUUUCCCGCAGGCGGCGCUGACCACAGCCACUUCAUGCCCCUGCUCAACCCCUCCCCGACCGACGCCACCAGCUCCGUGGACACGCAGGCCAGCAACUGCAAGCCGCUGCAGAAGGACAAGCUCCCCGAGAGCCUGCUGUCGGACCUCAGCCUGCAGAGCCUCACGGCCCUGACCUCGCAGGUGGCCAGCAUCUCCAGUACCGUCCAGCAGCUGCUGCUCUCGAGGGCCGCGCCGCACAGGAAGGCCGCCAACGGCUCUGAGGACCCGCUGGAGCGCAGCUUCCUGUACUGCGGCCAGGCCCGCGGCAGCCCCGCCAGGGUCAGCAGCCACGCCAAGGCCAAGCCCGAGUCCGUGUCCACCUGCUCCGUGACCUCACCUGACGACAUGUCCACCAAGUCGGACGACUCCUUCCACAGCCUGCACGGCAGCUUGCCGCUCGACAGCUUCUCCAAGUUCGUGGCGGGCGAGCAGGACUGCCCGCGGCUGCUGCUCAGCGCCCUGGCGCAGGAGGACCUGGCCUCCGAGAUCCUGGGGCUGCAGGAGGCCAUCGGCGAGAAGGCCGACAAGGCGUGGGCCCCGCUGCCCAGCCUCGCCAAGGACGCCAGCAAGCCCUUCUCGCUGGAGAGCCACGGCGCCUGCCUGGACUCCGUGGCCAAGAGCGCGUGGCCACGGCCAGGGGAGCCCGAGGCUGCGCCUGAGGCCUUACAGCUGGACAAGGGCGGCAGCGCCAAGGACUUCAGCCCAGGGCUGUUUGAAGACCCUUCUGUGGGCGUCGUCACCCCGGACCCCAAGAAGACACCUGGCCCCCUCUCCUUCGGCCCCGGGCCCGGCCUCGGGGCUGCCACUACAGACCCCACGGCAGCUUUUGACUGCUUCCCCGAUACGGCCGCCACUGGCUCAGCGGACAGUGCCAACCCCUUCUCCUGGCCCGAGGAGAACCUGGGGGAUGCUUGUCCUCGGUGGGGGCUGCACCCCAGCGAGCUCCCCAAGGCUCUGGAGCAGGCUGGGAAGGCCUCGGACGGCGUCGGCAAGGAGAAUGCCCACGAGGCCUCAGCCUACCUGGGCUUCCGGGAGGAGGAGCCCGGGGAGAAGGCCGCGGUGCCCCAGGACUCCAAGCAGGAGGAGGCAGGUGGGGUGAAGGAGGAGGCGGGCGGGCUGCUGCAGUGCCCUGAGGUAGGCAAAGCCGACGCGUGGCUGGAGGACGGCCGGCACUGCUGCGCCGCCACAGACUUCGGGGACCUCCCGCUGCUGCCGGCCCCUGGCAGGAAGGAGGACCUGGAGGCUGAGGAGGAGUACUCGUCCCUGUGUGAGCUCCUGGGCAGCCCCGGGCAGAGGCCCAGCGUGCAGGACCCGCUGUCGCCGAAGGCUCCGCUGAUGUGCACCAAGGAGGAGGUGGAGGAGGUGCUGGACCCCAAGGCCGGCUGGGGCUCCCCCUGCCACCUCUCGGGAGAGUCUGUCCUCUUGCUGGGUCCCACCGUGGGCGCCGAGUCGAAGGUGCAGAGCUGGUUUGAGUCCUCCUUGUCCCACAUGAAGCCGGGGGAAGAGGGGCCCAAUGGGGCGUUGACUCGGGGGGAUCCUGCCGCCCUGGCCCCCGAGGCCUCCUUGGUCCAGAAGCCAAACAAGCCCGCUGUCCCCGAGGCGCCCAUUGCUAAGAGAGAGCCCGUGCCACGGGGCAAAAGCUUGCGGAGCCGGCGGGUGCAUCGGGGGCUCCCCGAGGCCGAGGACUCCCCGUGCAGGGCGCCGGUUCUGCCCAAAGACUUCCUGCUUCCAGAAUCCUGCACGGGGCCCCCCCAGGGACAGAUGGAAGGGGCAGGAGCCCCGGGCCGGGGGGCCUCAGAAGGGCUCCCCAGGAUGUGCACCCGCUCCUUCACAGCCCUGAGUGAGCCCCGCACACCUGGACCCCCAGGACUGACCACCACCCCUGCCCCCCCAGACAAACUGGGGGGCAAGCAGCGAGCUGCCUUCAAGUCUGGCAAGCGGGUCGGGAAGCCCUCCCCCAAGGCGGCGUCCAGCCCCAGUAACCCGGCUGCCCUGCCCGUCGCCUCCGACAGCAGCCCCCUGGGCUCCAAGACCAAGGAGACGGACUCGCCCAGCACGCCCGGCAGAGACCAGCGCUCCAUGAUCCUGCGGUCCCGCAGCAAGACCCAGGAGGCCUUCCCCUGCAAGCGGCGGCCCUCGGAGAGCCGGGUCCCCAGCUGCCGUGCCACCAAGAGGCUCCUUGCCAGCAGCCACCUGCCUGCCACCUUCAAGGUCUCUGGCAACUCCCAGAAGGAGGGCCGGGCCAGCCAGCGGGCGAGGGCCCCCAAGCCCAGUGCGGGUGGCAAGCUCUCUGACCGGCCCCUCCAUGCACUCAAAAGGAAGUCGGCCUUCAUGGCGCCAGUCCCCACCAAGAGGCGGAACCUAGCCUUACGGAGCAGCGGCGAGGCCGGUGGCGGCCGGGGGGACGUGAAGGAGGAACAGGCCGAGGGCUCCCCGACCCUCUUCAAGAGGAUGUCUUCUCCCAAGAAAGCCAAGCCCGCCAAGGGCACCAGCGAGCUCACCCCGAAGCCCCCGCCUCCGGAGACCCCCGACACCUGUCCGAAGCUGGCCUCGCGGGUGGCCUGCCCGGGAGCCAUGAAGACCAAGGUGCUGCCGCCCCGGAAAGGCCGGGGCCUGAAGCUGGAGGCCAUUGUGCAGAAGAUCACCUCGCCCAACCUGAAAAAGUUUGCCUGCAAAGUGCCAGGGGCCACCCCUGGGAGCCCCCUGAGCCCGCCCCUCCCUGAGAAGGACCGCGGGCUCAAGGGUGCCAGGGGCAGCCCAGGGGGGGCGGAAGGACUCCUGAGUGUGGGCACUGGGCAGAAGCUCCUGGCAGCUUCAGGGACCGACCCGUUUUGCAGAAAUGCAUCCAAUAGAUCCUUAAAAGGCAAACUCAUCAAUAGUAAGAAACUGUCCUCGACUGACUGUUUCAAAACCGAGGACUUCACGUCCCCAGAGGCCCUGCCCCUCAGGAGGACGGUCCUGGCGCCGAAGAAAAGAAGCCGGAAAGGCAGGGCUGGAGCCCUGGGGCUCCCCAAAGGGCCCCCGGAGAAGCAGCCCCAUGCAGGCCCUGCGCUGCUCUUGACUCCCCGCGACAGGGCCAGCAGCAUGCAGGGUGGCAGUGAGGACAGCCCUGGUGGAGGAAGCAAGAAGCCAAAGGUGGAGGAGCUGGGCCUGGCCCCCCAGCCCCCUGAGAGCAGGUCCUGCCAGCCCCCGAUGAGGGCGCAGAAGCAGCCAGGCCACGCCAACUGCAGCAACUAUUCCAAGCGGAAGCGCCUCACUCGGGGCCGCGCCAAGAAUACCAGCUCCUCACCCUGUAAGGGGCGUGCCAAGCGGCGGCGGCAGCAGCAGCAGGUGCUGCCUCUGGAUCCUGCAGAGCCUGAAAUCCGCCUCAAGUACAUUUCCGCCUGCAAGCGGCUGCGGGCAGACAGCCGCGCCCCGGCCUUCUCGCCUUUCGUGCGGGUGGAGAAGCGAGAUGCAUUCACCACUGUAUGCACUGUUGUCAACUCCCCUGGGGAGGAGCCCAAGCCCCACGGGAAACCUUCCUCCUCUGCCUCCUCGUCCUCGUCCUCGUCCUCCCUGGACGCAGCUGGGACCUCCCUGGCCACUCUCCCGGGAGGCUCUGCCCUGCAGCCCCGGCCCUCUCUGCCUCUCUCCUCCACCAUGCGUCUGGGGCCCGUGGUCUCCAAGGCCCUGAGUACCUCUUGCCUUGUUUGCUGCCUCUGCCAAAACCCGGCCAACUUCAAGGACCUCGGGGACCUCUGUGGGCCCUACUACCCCGAACACUGCCUCCCCAAAAAGAAGCCAAAACUCAAGGAGAAGGUGCGGCUGGAGGGCACCUGUGAGGAGGCCUCACUGCCCCUCGAGAGAACACUCAAGGGCCUUGAGUGUGCAGCCGCCGCCGCCACCAGUAAAGCCCCCAGGCCCGACGGCUCUGCUGACCCGGCCAAGCAGGGUUCGCUGCGCACCAGUGCCCGGGGCCUGUCCCGGAGGCUGCAGAGCUGCUACUGCUGUGACGGGCGAGGGGACGGCGGUGAGGAGGUGGCCCCAGUGGCUGACAAGACCCGCAAGCAUGAGUGCAGCAAGGAGGCCCCCGCGGAGCCUGGCGGGGACACCCAGGAGCACUGGGUGCACGAGGCCUGCGCUGUGUGGACGGGUGGGGUCUACCUGGUGGCCGGGAAGCUCUUUGGGCUGCAGGAGGCCAUGAAGGUGGCCUUGGACAUGACGUGUUCCAGCUGCCACGAAGCGGGGGCCACCGUCGGGUGUUGCCACAAAGGGUGCGGGCACACCUACCACUACCCGUGUGCCAGCGAUGCAGGUUGCGCGUUCACCGAAGAUAACUUUUCUUUGAAAUGCCCCAAGCAUAAGAGGCUUCCAUUGUAACCGCCGAGGCUGGGGAAGCGGCGACCUGCCCGCGGAGGGGCCUCUGUGCAGCCAGCCGAGACCUCGCAGGGCCACCCUGACCUGAGGGCCGUGGAUCUGGCUGCCCAGGGCUGAACCACCAGGUCCCGGGUUGGGAAGAAAACAGGUUCUGGAGCUGCCUGCUCCCGGCGGACCACAGCGUUCCUACCCACACCCGGCCAGGCUUGGGAAGGGGCCCAGGUCCCAGCAGGGAGUUCCAUCACGGCGGUGCUACCCGCACAGCUGCACCCUGGAGCUGGGCCGAGGGGCCUGGAGGUGACAGAGGUGGCUCCUAGGAGUGCGGGGUAGGGCUGCAGGGGGUGGGCCAGAGGCUUUGGAACAAACCACCCAGGACCUGCCCGAGCGCCCUUCCUACCCAGCAUUUGCCAAAACCUUCUCGUAGUUUGAGCAGAGCCAGAAGAGCCGGGGGCCAUACCCAAGAGAUGCAGGUUCCCGGGGGUAAGCUGGACUGGGGGGCACCCCUUUUGCUUCGGUUCUUCCCUUUUCCAGUCCUCCACCCACCCCUGAGCCGCCUGGGGCCCAGAGGAGUCUCCUCAGAGCCCAGCUCCAGCGGACCGUGGUGCCCUCUGACGACCCUUCUCCGGGACCGCAGCACCCACCGCCCACAGCAGAGCAGCCUGGAUCUGUGUGCAAACCUGUGUACCCCCCCUCGAUGUUGCAUAGAAUGUACAUAUGUGGGGAACAUGCUCGCUUCUCCGUGUGUCGCUGCCGUCGUCGCGCACGCCUCAGCACAGGCCCCGGGGGGCACAGCGAGGGCGCUUGUCCCGAGCGGCCCCCCAGCCCAGGCCAGUCCCUGGGCCCCCUGCCCUCAGCUCUGUCCGUGCUUCAAUAGGCCUGAGGCAGCCCCAGACCGGGGCACCUAGCAACUUCCUGUACAUAGACUGUAAAAUGGUAAACGUGUGUAUUAUAUCUGGCCUCGUUAUAUAGUGUAUAUAUAUGUAUACAUAUACAUAUAUAUAAUAUAUAUGAAGACUGUAAAUGUUAAGACUAGUGUUCUUAUUAGUAUAUUGCUUCACACUGAAGAUUGUGUGUAUCGAGCUGUUUCUAAAAGAUGUUUAUUUUCCUUAAGAGUAAAAAACAGUCAUUGCAUUCAGAAAAAAGUCAAUAAAAAUACGAUUGUUUUGGAA